UGUGCCCGAUCCCUCUGCCACGCCGGUCCUCUGCCUUGUCUCCUGAGAGAGCUGCUCUGCGAUGGCACCAAAGAAGAAGGAAGAGCCCAAACCUGCAGCAGCAGCAGCAGCAGCAGCACCUCCCAAACCCCCAGAGCCCGAGCCGCCGAAGACGCCGGCGUUUGACCCUGCAACAAUCACGCUGGAAUUCACCCCGGAGCAGAUUGAGGACUUUAAAGAUUCUUUCCAGCUGUUCGACAGGACACCAGCCAAUGAAAUGAAAAUCACUUACGCGCAGUGCGGUGAUCUGAUCAGAGCUUUGGGCCAGAAUCCUACCAACACGGAGAUGAUGUACGUCCUCGGAAAGCCGACCCCAGAAGAAAUGCAAACCAAAAUGCUUGACUUUGACCAGUUUCUGCCUUUGCAUCAACACAUCUGCAAGGCCAAAAACCAGGGAACAUAUGAGGACUUUGUGGAGGGUCUGAGGGUAUUUGACAAGGAGGGGAACGGCACGGUCAUGGGGGCGGAGCUCCGGCACGUUUUGGCAACACUCGGUGAGAAGUUGAGAGAGGACGAGGUGGAGCAGCUGAUGCAAAACCAGGAGGAUGCUAAUGGAUGCAUCAAUUACGAAGCUUUUGUGAAAUACAUUAUGGCAUCUUAAAGUGAGUUGGUUUGUCCUUCACCACAGAGCAGUUCAUAUCUCGCUUAUUCUCAUGCAUCUUUACUCAUCAAUAUUUCAGCUGGUUGUUUAAGGCCGCCUGUGUUGAUGUUGUGCACAUAUUGCACCUUAUGUUCAUAUUGUAGAUCAUGCUAAAUAAACAAAUACAUUGUGA
Molecule: messenger RNA, 812 nt
Organism: Gasterosteus aculeatus aculeatus (three-spined stickleback)
Lineage: Eukaryota; Metazoa; Chordata; Actinopteri; Perciformes; Gasterosteidae
Gene: myl13
Product: myosin, light chain 13
Cellular component (GO): myosin II complex
Molecular function (GO): calcium ion binding
Source: RefSeq, a predicted model, not a curated record